Vanrija pseudolonga is the source of this 2769-nucleotide messenger RNA. It is a transcript of the gene dip1, whose product is annotated as Protein dip1. Gene Ontology annotation, molecular function: Arp2/3 complex binding. The transcript is spliced from 8 exons. The record is from RefSeq and is a predicted model, not a curated record. Gene Ontology annotation, biological process: endocytosis; actin cortical patch assembly; actin cortical patch localization. The coding region runs from base 213 to 2693 and encodes 826 amino acids. Gene Ontology annotation, cellular component: actin cortical patch. Lineage: Eukaryota; Fungi; Basidiomycota; Tremellomycetes; Trichosporonales; Trichosporonaceae.
CUCUCGGCAACACUUAAUCUCUCUCUGGCCUCGCCUCGCUCAUCGCAUCGCACGCAUUCCAUGUACUCUUCCACUUCUAGAUAGCAUACAGCCCGACCCACCAACAACUGCACACCACCAGGCAGCGCACCACUGGCGCCCCUCCCCUCUCCAACCCCCCCCCCAUCUCAGGGCAUCUCUGUUCGUGUCCAUCACUGCUACUGCAGCCAGCCAUGCCCGCCGCGCGCAACCAACCACCGUCGUCGUCGUCGUCGGCACACGGCGCGUGCGGCUGCGCCGACGCCCAGCAGCACACCAAGCACUGCCCGCUGCACCUCGCGAUGCGGCUCGGGCGCGCUGGCUCGCUCCGCACCCACCACCACCGCCGGCGCCGCUCGCGCUCGCACGACCAAGGCGGCGCUGCGACCCCUGCCUCCGCCGUCGUCGCGCCCGAGCCGGACGAGGGCACCGAGACGCCAAACUACAACACUGUCGACAGCAGGGAAGCGUUCUGGAACGAGCUCGAGGCCAUCCUCACGCUGCCAGACGGCUGUGGGCUCAAGGAGCUCAACAACACGCUCCGCAUGUUCGUCACCUUCUGCGGCGCAUACCAUGAUAUCUACCUCCAGUCACCGAUCGAGAUGCAGGGCGCGAUUUCAUUCCUUCUCGAGAGCGAGCUGUUCGAGUACCAUUAUGAGCGUAUGGUUGGAGUCAUGAUGGGCGACGCCCAGGAGAACACAAAUCCCCACGAGCUGUACAUCUGGUACCAUAUAAUCCUCUUCUACGGACAGCGGCACCCAAGUCUGUUCCGCUCGCAUCGCAAGUGGCAGAAGCUCCUCCCGACUCUUGGUGAGGUUGUCGGUUUGGACUAUGAAGAGAACUAUGUCCUUGGGCUGCCGCCGAUCGAAAGCAGGUUGCGCUUACCGGCUACAACGCUCAUGUACGAGGUAUGCCGUGUACAGAUGCUCGACCCGACCGAGCUGGCCCAGUUUGACGACACGUUCAUCGACCACCUGUUCGACCUCGUCGAGACGACGCGAGACCAGCAGGACGAGCGGCUCAACUAUGCCGUCAUCAGCUUGAUCGUCGCGCUCAAUGAGCAGUUCAUGGUGUCUACUCUGCCUGACCACAAGGACCGGCGGCGAAACAAGCAGGCAUCGGCGCCCGCCUCGGUGUCGGCAACCAAUCUUUCCGUCACACAGGACAGGGAGGGGCGCCAAGGCGAGCGCCGCCGUUCGGCCAGCGUCACACCUGCGCCGCGCAUCAAGAUCGGCGAGGAUGUCGAGGACACGAAAAAGAACAACCGUGUUCUCGUGGUGCUUAUGCGCCGGCUCGGCAGCAGCAAGACGUUUGGCGAAAACGUCAUCUUUAUGUUAAACCGAGCGGAGAACACACCAGAGGGACUGUGCUUGCAGCUCCUCAUCCUCAAGAUCCUAUACCUGCUGUUCACGACCCCAGGUACUCAGGAGUACUUUUUCACAAACGACAUGCGCGUCCUGCUCGACGUGUUUGUGCGCGAGCUCGUCGACCUGCCAGAGGAGCACGAGGCGCUGCGUCACACCUACCUCCGUGUCUUGUUCCCCCUCCUCUCCCACACUCAGAUCCGCCGGGACCCAUACAAGCGUCCUCAGAUUCGGCUUAUUCUUCAAUCACUAAUUUCAAACGACCAUAUUCACGACAUCAACUCGACGACGAGGCGCCUCGUCGAGCGCUGCCUGCAGGCUGCAAAUGAAAACCCGACCGCCGACUCCAACCACUGUCUCUCGCCAGACUCGGCCAUGGCCAUGCACUCGAUCGCUGCGUCGCUCCCGGCGCCAAAGGCAACCCCGUACCUCGAGCGCCCAAGUGCACCGGGGCGUGUCGCCUCGCUCAUCGACGUCUCGGGCAACCUCUCGCACCCGCCGUCCCCGUCCACCAUCCACCCAGAGUACAUCACCGACGCACACCACUUCGGGUCGCCACUCGCCCUCAAGGCGGGCGACGUCAAGGUCGUGCCCGUCGUGCAGGGCGCCGUCGGGGUCGACGUUGACGGGCGGGGUGUUGCGCCUGCCGCUGACGGCCCCAAGCCAGCCAAGUCCCACACGGCAAAGGCAACAUCCGUGUCCUUUGACGACGGCACAGACGCACAGGCCUUUAUCCCGGACACCGAGCUCGUCGUGGCCAACUCUGUCCCCCUGACCGACGCGCAGUGGGACCGGCUGGACGAGGCGGUGAAUGCUGCCGAUGGGGGGUUCGAGAAGGUCGAGGCUGAGGUCGCGGCGACGGGAGGCGUGCGGCGCAAGAUUCUCCUCGCCGGCCUCCUCCCCCCGCCCCUGACGAAGCCGUCAUCCCCGCUCCUCCAGGCGCAAGAGUACAACGUGCACGUCGGACGGCUAUCCCAGCUGUCGCUGCAUGCAGACAUUGUGCUCAAGGCGCUCCCGCCGGUCGUCGACACACGCGUCGCCGGCCCAGGGAAGUGGUGGGAGGACACGAAGGAGGUUGAGCGCGUUGUCAAGAUGUACAUCGCCCCCGCUAUCGAGACAUUUGGUACCCACCGCAUCGUCUUCGGCUCGCACCCGGCCGUCACACCUACCGACCCGGCGGUCAUUGUCCCCAUCACCGGUGCGGCAUGGUACGCACUGCUGCGCAAGUGUGUCUCCGAGCUCGGUGAGGACCAGGACGCCGUCUCGAACGUGUUUGGCUCCAAUGCCGCCCAGUAUUAUGGCCUGAGCUGAGCGCGGGCGCCGCGUCGGGCGGCCGAAGGACGCCGAGGGAGGCCGAUGCCAUCUUGAUACCCAUAGUAGAAGUGUG